UCCUUGCGUAUGUCACAGCUAACGCAAUCUAAAGCGCGGAGCAAAUAGAACGCGAAAAACUACACACAUACACAGUCGCGUACGAGAACCAAGCUGGACGCGUAAUCCAACGAACCGUGCACAUCUUGCCCAGAUGUUCGAGUACGCGUAAUAUUAUGUACGCAGGGAAGGUAACAGAAAAAAAAGAUACGCGCGUCUGUGUGCUCCGUUACCUACCGGUACCUUUCUUAGCGCCUAGUUUGCCCCCAGGAAAAGACGGGAAAAUAAAGAACCGGGUGGGGCACUAGAGCAUCUGCUCCGUUAGUGGAUCUGUGGACGUGUGCUUUACGAGACGUUGGGCGCACUUUAAAUAAACAACACAAAACAAAAAAGCUAUUUCGAUCUCACCACGCUACCACGCCCUAAAGGCAAUAGUGGACGAACUGUUCGAGGAGCAGGCGAAAGAAACCAUUGUAGAUGCGCAGUGGAUUAAGUACGCUGAAGGAUCGAUUACCGCCCUCCAAUAAAACCGGAAUAAACAGUAUAUUGAAGCAAAAGUAGUUAGACAGUGUGUAAAAUUUGGAAAUAUUCGGGCGACUCCAUGUUCGCUGUAAGCAUCGGAUAGGUUGUUUGAAUUUCGUUGAGCUCUAGUGAUCGAACGAGGCAUAAAGUGUGGACAGUGGUGGUAACGCUAAUUCCGUCAGCUUAGUACACGGUAGUGCAAGUCCUAGAAAAGUGGCAUCGUGUGAUGCGUGGUGCAUAGUGUAAGCGGUAACACCGUCUUUGCGGCACUCAAAUUCAACAACAAUCAAAAACCCGUAAAUGGCACCGACGAUGUGCACUGGUGCAGCCCACAGUUGAAGACUGACGCAAAGUGCUGCCACUAGUGGUGAAAUGAUGACGCGCCCUAACAUGGUGAUCCUGCUGCGGGCCCUGCGCUGGAUUCCCAUCUGUACCGUGCUCGUGGUAAUACAAGAAUGGCACCGGACGCUGGCGCUGCGAUUGACAAACAUGAACGUCCCGGAGGUGGUCGACUAUCGUGAUACGGUAACGCUGUCCUGCAGCUACGAUCUGGGCGCUCACCAAUUAAACUCAGUCAAAUGGUACAAGGGCAAUAAGGAGUUUUACAGGUAUGCACCGAUGCUGUUUCCAAAGGUGACAACCUACCCGGUAGAUGGAAUCGUGAUCGCGACCGAUCGACCCACCAUCUGUAACCAGUACCUCUGCUCGAUCCGGCUGACCGAACUGCAGCGGCGCACGAGUGGCGAGUAUCGGUGCGAAAUAUCGGGCGACGCGCCCGAGUUCAAGCUCGCGAACGGUACGCGCAACAUGACGGUUGAGGUGCUGCCGCAGGACGACCCCACUAUUAGUGGGUUGAGCGCGAGCUACCUACCAAACGAGCACAUCGCCGCCAACUGCACGUCCGACAGGUCCAGCCUAGUCACCAGGCUGCUGUGGUUCAUCAACGGUCGUACGGUUCCGAUGGAGUACCUGCAACAGCUGCAGGAGACAUCGCUCGAAAGCGACGGGUUCGUCAUCCGCUACCGGAUGCUGGAAAUGCGGGUGCCAGUCGACCGGCUGGUGCAGCGCGAGCUGGACAACGUGAUCCAUAUCAAGUGCGUGGCCACGGUCGACGCCGUACCGUCCGUUGGCCGAGAGACGAAAACGGUCGUGGCACUACGCAGCCACCGAUCCUCUCUGUUUGGGUUCGGCGGCCAUAGCCGGGCGGCCAGCCGAACAAGCCUCGUUCCAGCGCUCACCCUCAGCUCCGAUCUAAAUGGUGCCCAAUCACUGCUACUGCUUGCCUCCAUCGCGAUCGCCAGCCUGCGAUGGUACAGUGGGCUCGACCUGCGGCUCCUGCUGGACAACCGACCCUAAGACGAGCGGGCAGCUCGUGCAGCUACCAGCCGCAUCAAUUAAAAAGGACGAAUUGAAACACUCUCUUAACACUCUCUAAACACUGUUCUUCGCCAAAAAAAAAGUUCGUCCUUGGUUUCGAAAGGGGCAAACGAAGAAAACAUCGUUACAUCAGUGAGCAGAUCAGGUGCACAAAGUACUGUCUGCUGCUCAAACUUGAAGCGUUCUAUAAACGGGCAAGCUACCACACUGUCCCUUAAUUGUUCAGCAUGACGAAAAAAGAAAACCUCCAACACCCGCUCCCCUUGACGCUUGCAUGUAAACCUUGCUCUUUUACUGGUGCAUCUGGAUAUCAUGGUUAGGAAUAAUUCAAUCUUCGCUACGGUAAGCGAAGACACGUUGGAAAAAAUUAACAUUGAUGAGAUACUUAUCGCUGCAUUAAGGAGGAGAACAAAGCAAAAACAAUACAUUCAGCAGCACGUUCCACCAACAUAUAGUAUGUAAAAAAAAAA
Molecule: messenger RNA, 2348 nt
Organism: Anopheles arabiensis
Lineage: Eukaryota; Metazoa; Arthropoda; Insecta; Diptera; Culicidae
Product: pregnancy-specific beta-1-glycoprotein 11-like
Exons: 5
Coding region: 874-1857 (327 amino acids)
Source: RefSeq, a predicted model, not a curated record